This is a messenger RNA of Punctularia strigosozonata HHB-11173 SS5, 324 nucleotides long. RefSeq lists its product as uncharacterized. The coding region runs from base 1 to 324 and encodes 107 amino acids. Lineage: Eukaryota; Fungi; Basidiomycota; Agaricomycetes; Corticiales; Punctulariaceae. Gene Ontology annotation, molecular function: monooxygenase activity; iron ion binding; oxidoreductase activity, acting on paired donors, with incorporation or reduction of molecular oxygen. The record is from RefSeq and is a predicted model, not a curated record. The transcript has 2 exons.
AUGCUGUCGCCCCUUGAGAUGCUGGGCAUUAUCGCGGCGUUCGCGCCCGUGCUCAUACGGUACCACCGUUCCUGCCUCCGGCUUUCAUACCCACCCGGUCCUCCUAGACAGAUGUUCAUCGGUACUCUCAUCUUCUUCUCCAAGAUGACGGGUCUCGUAGCUAAGGAUUAUGGACCCAUCAUACGCUUGCGCUUCCUAUCGAAGUACAUCAUCAUCCUAUCGUCCGCGCAAGCCGUGUUCGACCUCUUGGAUAAACGCGCGGAGAUACACUCUGGACAACGGACAUCCAUUCUCUAUUUUGAGAUGCUGGGGCGCGAACUUUAA